This is a messenger RNA of Morone saxatilis (striped sea-bass), 6462 nucleotides long. RefSeq names its product protein phosphatase, Mg2+/Mn2+ dependent, 1Aa (gene ppm1aa). Gene Ontology annotation, cellular component: cytosol; nucleus. The coding region runs from base 157 to 1311 and encodes 384 amino acids. The transcript has 6 exons. Gene Ontology annotation, molecular function: protein serine/threonine phosphatase activity; magnesium ion binding; manganese ion binding. The record is from RefSeq and is a predicted model, not a curated record. Lineage: Eukaryota; Metazoa; Chordata; Actinopteri; Moronidae. Gene Ontology annotation, biological process: negative regulation of canonical NF-kappaB signal transduction; positive regulation of canonical NF-kappaB signal transduction; positive regulation of canonical Wnt signaling pathway.
CUACGCUAGCGUAGCUCCAACCGCCUGCCACCCCCCUCCUCCUCUCUCUGAUCUCGUCGGUGUAGCUCUGUGCUGCGACCACUCAGUCCGUGUUACUGUCGCAGCUUCAGUUGCUGUCAACUGGUCUUUUGGAUAUUUGGUCUUAAGGAGGAAACAAUGGGUGCAUUUCUGGACAAACCAAAGAUGGAAAAAUACAAUUCCCGUGGUGAGGGUAACCACCUGAGGUAUGGGCUGAGCAGCAUGCAGGGCUGGCGGGUAGAGAUGGAAGAUGCACACACAGCAGUAAUUGGUCUGCCUCAUGGUCUUGACCCCUGGUCAUUCUUUGCUGUUUAUGAUGGGCAUGCUGGCUCUCAGGUGGCCAAGUACUGCUGUGAGCACCUGCUGGAGCACAUCACCAGCAACUCAGACUUCCAGACUGCUCUGCAGGAAGACGCCUCUGUGGAAAGCGUGAAGAAUGGGAUCCGCACUGGAUUCUUGCAGAUCGAUGAACACAUGCGAACCAUCUCCGAGAAGAAGCACGGUGUGGACCGCAGUGGCUCCACUGCAGUGGGAGUGAUGAUUUCUCCGAGCCAUAUCUACUUUAUCAACUGUGGCGAUUCACGGGGACUCCUCAGCCGGGGCGGAGCUGUGCACUUCUUCACACAAGAUCACAAACCCAGUAACCCUCUGGAGAAGGAAAGGAUCCAGAAUGCCGGCGGCUCAGUCAUGAUCCAGCGAGUUAAUGGGUCCCUAGCUGUGUCUCGGGCUUUGGGAGACUUCGACUACAAGUGUGUGCACGGAAAAGGCCCAACAGAGCAGCUUGUGUCACCUGAGCCUGAAGUUUAUGCAAUAGAGAGAUGCGAGGCAGAAGAUGAAUUCAUUAUACUAGCAUGUGAUGGCAUCUGGGAUGUCAUGGCCAAUGAGGAACUGUGUGACUUUGUCAGGUCAAGGCUAGAGGUGACAGAUGAUCUUGAAAGAGUCAGCAAUGAAAUUGUUGACACCUGCUUGUACAAGGGAAGCCGUGACAAUAUGAGUGUUGUGUUAAUCUGCUUUCCUGGGGCCCCAAAGGUAUCUCCAGAAGCAGUGAAACGGGAGGCUGAGCUGGAUAAAUAUCUGGAGAGCAGAGUAGAAGAGAUCCUCAAAAAGCAAGGGGAUGAAGGUGUCCCAGACUUGGUCCAUGUUAUGCGGACGUUAGCAUCUGAGGCCAUCCCUAACCUCCCCCCUGGAGGAGAGCUGGCAAGCAAACGAAGUGUUAUUGAAGCGGUCUACAACAAACUCAACCCCUACCGAAGUGAUGACACAGACUCUGCGUCCACAGACGACAUGUGGUAACACAACCUCCUACCACUAACACAGCAUAGAGUUUACAAACCACCAUCCUCUCAAGAUCCACAGCAGCUCAGCUCAGCAGUCUGUCUCUCCGUCACUCUGAGCUUUUGGUUUCUAAGAAGGGAAUUUCAUGGGAGGAGGAGGAAGAGGAGGAGGAGGAGGAAGAGGAGGAGUUGCAUGCACACAAACCUGGAAUAGUGCAGCACCAGUCCACUCUGGAGUUCAGGAUCCCUAACGUCUUGUCUCCCCUUUUUGUUCAACCACCCUAAUAUUCUCCUCUAAAGUAAUCCAUAACAAGUCCACAAGGUCUUCUUUCUUUUUGUUAAUCAGCUUAAGUAGUAAGGUUUUUUGCUGUAAUUAAUUUGAUUCACAUUUCCUUGUGUGUGUUUGUAUAUUUCUGUUUUUGUGAAGUGCAAUUGUCCUGUACAAACAGCCUGUAUUUAAUGCAGCUUGAUUUUAAGUUAAAAAAUGAAAGAAAUGAAAAAGAGAACCUUUUAUGCACUAUCUGCCUUUUCCUGCUCUUCUGGAAUUGUAACAAAUGUCUAUUCAGUGAAUAUUUCUGCUUGUCCUCCAGGCACAAUGUCUCUGCGCUUUUACUUUUCUUUUCUUUUCUUUUUUUUUUUUCAGUUAGUCUAUUCUCCUUUAAGAAACGGGUAAAUUGUAUAGUUGACAGCACAGUAAGCUCUCUAUAUCAAACCAUUUAAAUCCUAAUUAUUUUUUUCCCUGUGCUUUUUUUAUUGUAUUUUAUUUUUGUAAGCGGUUUUCUGUACAUGCUCAAAUAAUAAUGGCAAUGGCAAAGGUGUUUCUCAGUCAUUUUGGAAGUGUGAAAAAUAUUUUUCUUUUUUUUUUUUUUUUCAUUUCUUCGAGGCAUCCGAUGAAAAAAAUACCCCUGUUAACACGUUUGUCUGUGCGAAUAGAUACUUGCAAGCGUGCGUGGGUGCUUGUGUGUAUGUAUGUGCGCACGUGUGUUAGUGUAAAGGCAGAUCUGUAUGUGCAACUCUAAUUUAAAUUUUUCUAAGGUGGUUUAAACAACAGACCAAGCUGGAGUUUAAGGGAUUUGCUUUCCCAAUGCGUACCCAUUGUCUGCCCCCUUUCUUUUUUCAGCCAGUGUUCCAUAUCAACCCAACAUAGGCGUUCACUACUUUUUAUUCCAAAAAGCUUUGGAUAACAGAGUUUACAUGCUGUUACGCUAUUUGAACAACUUCAAGCUAUAUAUCAGAACUAUACUGUAACCUGAGAUGACACAAGUAGUUCAAUUGACCCAUAGUGUGCAAUGGUUUGCAGCUAGUCAGGUCUUGACUAGUUUACACAUUUAUUGUGUCAUAUUUAAAUAUCAGUGUCUAAACGUACAUUGUUACCAGUGCCCACUGUGGGUGCCAUAUGAUUUAUAAUCACUUGUUUCAGCUUUAUUACAGCCUAUGCCAAGUUUUGCUUUUCAUGAGAUUCAGUUUUUGUAUGUGGUACAGAUAGAUUUUUUUAGCUUCUACCUUUAACAUCUGAUAAUUUGACUGAUGAACCGUUUAAGCACUGACUAUUUUAAAAGAAAAUCACCCAUUAUCAGUCUGAUGAUAGAAGAAACUGUUGACUGUAAAACUUACAAGGCUGUUUUGUUUCACACGGUCUUUUAUUUGGACAUUAAAUCUAAGAACAAUUUGGCUAACUGUAAUGAGUGCUCAUGGUUGUAUAGCACCUUUUUAUUGCCAUCAGUCUUUCUCUGCUUAAAACCCUCCCCCACCCCACCAUAAGCCAGGGCACAAUACGAUUUGCUGCUGAAGAGUUGAUGGUCUGUGGGUUGAUUUAAAACAAUAAAAAUAAAAAUCAGUUAGUUUCCCCCUCUGAAAAGAUCAAUAGUCACUGACUAAAUUUGUAUUUAACACACACAGUAGAUAUAUUUCUUGAAGAGAAAUGGUUUUAUUUCAAAUUUAUUUUCGCUAUUUUUUUUGUCUGAAAUUGCAUUGUUGGAAAUUUAUGUAUGUAUAUAUUUUUGACUUCAACUUUCAAGGAAUAAAUCAUGUCGCUUGAGUUAGUAUUUUGCCAUGGACAAAAUGUGAUUCUGGUUUGUCUUGAGAUGGUUAGUUGAAUUUGUGUUUGUUUUGGCAAACAAAGGUUUCCCUCUAUACUUUGGUGUCCCUCUGAUUAACACUGAAGAUUUGAACAGGUUAAUUUAUAUAAUAUACAAUAAAUAUGGACUAAAUUUGUAAUUCUUCAUUUCUCAAAAUGACAAUCCUAACUAUUUCACUGCAUUUAGGUUGGUGGUGGGUAGCAAAUUAUUAAAUCUUUAACAUAACAAAGACUUUAACUUAACUAAACCUAAAUUAGCUGCUCUCUAAUAUGCUUUUGUGUCAAAAUUUGUAUCAAAUUGUGUAAUUGAAAAGUCUAUAUCACAAGAAGCAACAAUAUAAAGGGAGAACCUACCUGCAAAAGUUAAAAUGUUAAGUUGUUAGAGUGAGUUUUGAAAGACUUUUAUUGUUAGCUUUUAAAGGUAUUCUGUGGAGUUUCUGACCACUGGUGGUGCUGUAGAGAAAUGUUUUAACGACUGCGUCCACACUGUACUAGCUUGAAAACAAGGAUGAACAUACAGGACAAAAACAAGAGGUGAUGUGAAUCACACUUCUGCUGACGUUGCAGAACAGUAAUGUGUAUGUCAGCAAUUGCUGUCCUGGUAACAUGGCAUAAAAAGUGAACCGGUAAAGAACGAUAAGACCGCAAGCUGACAUGUUUGUAAGGUCUUAAAGAUAGAUAGAAGAUUAAAGAUGUGUUUACAGUGAAAACUCCAUAGGGUAAACAGUCGCCCUAGAAAUGACAUGAAUAACAACAUCUCAUAACUCCGUAGAUUUCCUGUGUUGACUCAAUACAGUUAACAUGUCAAGUAGGGAAAUUUAUUUUGUUGUGAGUUUUUGCAUGAAAAUGCGUUUUAUUGAAUAUUCCUUCCUAUCAAAAAGCUCAAUUGCAACAAACAGCAGUACAUAGAAACAUAAUGUAAUUUACAUCUUUUUGGUUUAAAAUUACAUUACUGUAUUUAUACCACAAUACUAACUAAUAUUUGUAUACCUACUAAUGAAAACCCUUCACAUGAGUUUAUUUGGUUUGCUCAAAAAUGCCUUUUUUUUCCUUUAGUUUUUAUUUCAACUGUACUGUAAGCUGUUUAAUUUUGCGCUGCAUUGCUUGUAUACAUUAUGUAAGUGCACUAAAUGGCUCUUUUAUCAAACAGUUUUCCGCUUGCGGCUGCUUGUUGCAGACAUGGUAGGUGUUGAGGACUCUUAAAGCAACAUUUCCUUCAAGCUUAAUAAGGAACAAACAAUAUUUCUUUGCAUCUCGAGUUAAUUGAUAUGCCCUCCUCCCUGGACUGUCUUGCAUUGCCACAGAAAUUAAAACAAUUCAGGAUGUGGUCCUUAAAUGAUGCUGGUUAUUUACCCAUUUCAAUAAGCAACUUUAUUCCACUGAAGGAAAACUAUAGAAAUUAGCUUUGUACUACUCAAAAUUGCUGUAGCUGGAAUGUUAGCAGAUAUUAACAGUGGCUUGGAUGUGGUUUGUGACAUCUGGGUGUUUCACCUAAUUAUGUAAAAAAGAAACCUUUAUCCCUCUUAGUCCCCCAUCCCCAAACAGAACCUGACCCCAAGCAUCUAUUCUUCUUGUUUUAAUUUUCAAGAACUGAAAUACCUCAUAACAUUUAUAGGAAGUGUUUUUGUCUCGUGUAAUGUAGAUCCAAACUGUUCACAUAGCAGUUCAUGUGUGGAGACUUAAAUGAAAGCAGUUUUCUUGUGGCUCUCCCCUAGAACUUAUGAUUUUAACACUGAUCUAUUUGAGUGGGAUAAGCCUGUGCUAAUGUACAGUAUUUGACUGAAUUGUGCUGAUGUUGAGAAAACAAGUAAUGAUUUAAGUGGCUACUGCAAAUGACAACUUAUUUCUAGUGACUAGGAACACUAUUGGCCUUGUCGUAUAAGCUGACCCCCUCACCACCUCUCAAACGAUGCCCUCAAAUGCUCACCUGUGUUAUUUUCACCAAUUUGUCCACUUAUGUGAUGCUCACUUAGCUCAAAUCUAGAAUUGUAUCGAGAGUUCAGGGUUUUAGAAAUGUGAGAUGUGGGACUAAAUGACAAUAGUCAUAUGCACUGAUCAUCUGUAUAAUCAGCUUUUUUUCCAGAAAAUUGUUAUUGUAGAAAAAAAAGAUUAUAAAGCUAUUUACAGAGUUACCUUUGGUUGCCUGGAAUGCAUCCUGUAUAUUCUUGUACGGAGGACUACCUGGCAGAAGUUGAAGAGAUUUUAAAUGCUUGCGCCCUCUUGUACAUAUUGUUGUACCUCGGUUGUGGCGUUUACUGAGUGACCCUUAGCAGUGGUGGUUUAUUUGUCCCCUCACAGGACGACCUGAGCCUCACUUUGCUGAGCUUUUUCAGCUCAUAAAUAAGCUCACCGAUUUGCCUUACCCAGUCUCAUGUUGCCCCCCUAAAGUACUUGUUCAACUAAACACUAUGAGGAGUGAUGCUGCUGACAUUACACUCUUAUAGAUUAAAAACUGUCCCCAUGUUAGGGUACUUAAGCUAUCAACAAAGUGACUUUGUCCUGGUUGUCACAAGGUACAACUUUUCAACCAUCGCUUGUUUGUAUGCUUUUUUGUUUUGUUUGUUUUUUUCAUGCUACUUCAUUGAAUCUCAGUCUUGAAAGCUUAUUUAAUUUUUCACUGCAGAUGAUGUCAUACUUUUAACAAAUGCAAGUGUUUUAACAUGGUAACCUCGUAAGCAUUCAAAAUGUGCAUACAUACAUUCAUGUCUGCUAUAUUUAUGGUUACAUUCAAGAAUAGCUUUAGAGUGCUGUAGAUAUUGUCAAUGUUGAUUCAAAUGCUUCUCAGAGGCCUCUGUGAGUGAUUUUACAAAGUUCAAUAACUGUAUAUUUUGUAUUAUGUUCUAGCUCUAAAGGAAUGGCAGAAAAAAAAAGAAAAUGUUUAAAAAAGCUUUGUUCCCUGAACUAAAUUGUACUAUUUGUGUUGUCGAUUGAACAAAUUGCAUUCCUUGCUUGUGAAUUGAUGCAUUUCUCUUCCUGCCCCUUAAAUUUUCUCCCCUUCUUUCCCUCCUUUCUUUCAUUUUUUAGCCUUUGAAGUUUGAAUAAAAUUUCUAGUUUGCAGAAUGUAUUACUAAAUAAAUGGGUUGUCAUCUUGUA